GUUGACUCCUAUGAUGUGUCCGUGGAAGAAGACCUUGGAGAAAUUCAGCUACUAAAAAUUGAGAAACGAAAAUAUUGGUACCAGGAUGACUGGUACCUUAAGUAUAUCACUGUAAAAACACCAAUGGGUGACUAUUUGGAGUUCCCUUGUUACCGUUGGAUUACAGAUGAAAAGGAGAUUGUCCUUCGAGAUGGAAGAGCAAAACUCGCUCGGGAUGACAAGACCCAGAUUCUGAAGCAGCACAGACGCAAAGAGCUUGAGACGCGGCAGAAAACAUACCGUUGGAAGGAGUGGCAUCCAGGCUUUCCUCUGAGCAUUGAUGCCCAUUCUCACAGUGAUCUGCCUCGUGAUAUCCAAUUUGACAACGAGAAAGGAAUUGACUUCAUUCUGAACUACUCUAAAGCGAUGGAGAAUCUUUAUAUCAACCGUUUCAUGCACAUGUUCCAGUCCUCCUGGAGUGAUUUUGCAGAUUUUGAGAGGAUCUUUGUCAGAAUAAGCAACACAAUCUCCGAAUACGUGAUGCAGCACUGGAAGGAAGAUUUUAUGUUUGGCUACCAGUUCCUGAAUGGAUGCAAUCCUGUGCUGAUCCGGAGAUGCACAGAGAUACCCAAGAAGUUGCCUGUAACGAUGGAUAUGGUAGAAUGUAGUCUGGAGAGGAACCUGACCCUGGAGGAGGAGGUGAAGCAAGGAAACAUUUUCAUUGUGGACUAUGAGCUGCUGGAUGGUGUGGAUGCCAAUAAAACAGACCCGUGCACAAUACAGUACUUGGCUGCACCCAUCUGUCUGCUGUAUAAGAAUCUGGAGAAUAAAAUUGUACCCAUUGCAAUCCAGCUUGGUCAAAAGCCUGGGCCAGAUAAUCCUAUCUUCCUUCCCUCAGAUGCUACAUAUGACUGGCUGCUAGCUAAAAUUUGGGUUCGCUCAUCUGAUUUCCACAUCCACCAGACAGUGACCCACCUCUUACGGACACACUUAGUCUCAGAAGUGUUCAGCAUCGCCAUGUUCCGGCAGCUGCCUGCUGUACAUCCCCUCUUCAAGCUCUUGGUGCCACACAUGCGGUUCACAAUAGCCAUCAACACCAAAGCCAGAGAACAGCUUAUCUGUGAAUGUGGCCUAUUUGACAAGGCAAAUGCUACAGGUGGAGGAGGACAUGUACAAAUGGUGCAGAAAGCAGUGAAGGAUCUGACUUAUAGCUCCCUCUGCUUCCCUGAGGAGAUCAAAGCUAAAGGUAUGGACAGCAAAGAGGACAUCCCCUACUAUUAUUACCGGGAUGACGGCAUUAAAGUCUGGGAGGCUAUAAAAAGUUUCACAGAGGAUGUGAUUCACAUCUACUACGAGAGUGAUGAGGUGGUGUGUGAGGAUGUGGAGCUCCAGGCCUUUGUCAAAGACAUUUACGUCUAUGGGAUGAGGGGCGUGAAGGCCUCAGGGUUUCCUAAGGUGAUCAGAACACGAGAGAAACUAGCAGAAUAUCUCACGGUGAUAAUAUUCACUGCAUCAGCCCAGCAUGCAGCUGUGAAUUUUGGUCAGUAUGACUGGUGUUCUUGGAUUCCCAAUGCCCCCCCAACAAUGCGCCGCCCUCCUCCAACAGAAAAGGGGACAGUCACCAUCGAGCAAAUUGUGGAGACUCUGCCAGACAGAGGACGUUCUUGUUGGCAUCUUGGAGCUGUCUGGGCCUUGAGCCAAUUCCAGGACAAUGAACUGUUUCUGGGCAUGUACCCGGAUGAACACUUUGUGGAGAAGCCAGUGAAGGAGGCGAUGGCAAAAUUCCGGAAGAGCCUGGAUGAGAUUGUCAGCGCCAUCGCUGAGCGCAACAAGAACAAAAAGCUGCCCUACUACUACCUGUCCCCAGACCGUAUUCCCAACAGCGUUGCUGUGUGA
Merops nubicus (carmine bee-eater) is the source of this 1875-nucleotide messenger RNA. It is a transcript of the gene ALOX5, whose product is annotated as arachidonate 5-lipoxygenase. The annotation marks the transcript as partial. The transcript is spliced from 13 exons. Lineage: Eukaryota; Metazoa; Chordata; Aves; Coraciiformes; Meropidae. Gene Ontology annotation, cellular component: nuclear envelope. The record is from RefSeq and is a predicted model, not a curated record. Gene Ontology annotation, biological process: lipid oxidation; linoleic acid metabolic process. Gene Ontology annotation, molecular function: arachidonate 5-lipoxygenase activity; iron ion binding; protein binding.